AUGCAGAUAGUGGUGGAAGAGUCAUCAAUGGGGAGCACUGAAGAAUCCGGGGCGGUGGCGAAAAUGAAGAAAGUAUAUGAGAAGGUGAGUCUACUGGUAACUAGCAACGCGGUGGUGGUUUUUACGAUAAGUGGCUGCUGCAUGUGCCAUGUGGUGAAGCAGCUUCUCUUUGGCCUCGGAGUUGGACCGACUAUAGUUGAACUUGAUCGCGAUGCCAGUGGCCAUGACAUCCACCGCCUGCUCUUCCAGCAACAGCCGGUUCCGGCUGUGUUUGUUGGCGGGAAAUUCUUAGGUGGGAUCGAGACUGUCAUGGCUUGUCAUAUUAACGGCACCCUUGUUCCUCUUCUCAAGGAAGCUGGAGCUCUCUGGCUUUGA
Molecule: messenger RNA, 375 nt
Organism: Fraxinus pennsylvanica
Lineage: Eukaryota; Viridiplantae; Streptophyta; Magnoliopsida; Lamiales; Oleaceae
Source: the annotation of a GenBank genome assembly